This is a messenger RNA of Closterium sp. Naga37s-1, 234 nucleotides long. Lineage: Eukaryota; Viridiplantae; Streptophyta; Zygnematophyceae; Desmidiales; Closteriaceae. The record is from the annotation of a GenBank genome assembly.
CAAUUACAGUAUUUCCAAGCCUCGCCACCACCACGCACUGCUGAUCGACUGUCCCCGCGCCGCCGCUGCUGAGUCGCUUCGCGAGACGUGGAAAACAUCGACACUCGAAAAAAAUACAAAAUCCCCUUGUGUGCUCGCUCCGGCUUCCCUCGCCUGCCCGGCUGUGGCAGGAAAUGGCUCAUUCAGCUCACUUCAUUUGACUGAUUGUACACCACCUACAUACCAGCCCUAUCA